UAUAAAGGGCUUCUCUUCUUUUCUUUUUCUUGGUUUUGUUCUCUCGCUCUCUCCUUGUAGAUCCUGUGAACGUUUCCACUUUUCCUAUAAAGCCUCGACUUUUUUGCUGAGGAAACCAUGAAGAAAGAAGAGGAGAGAGACGAAAAAAUGGAGAAGAAUGGUGGAGAAAAUCAGAAAGUGUCGUUUUUCAAACUCUUUUCGUUCGCCGACAAAACUGACGUCGCUUUGAUGGCCAUCGGGACUAUCACCGCCGUGGCUAACGGUGUUACUCAGCCGCUCAUGACUCUAAUCUUUGGCCAGCUCAUCAACGCCUUUGGCACCACCGAUCCAGAUCACAUGGUUAAAGAAGUGUGGAAGGUUGCUGUACAGUUCAUUUACCUUGCAGUAUACUCUUGCAUUGUCGCCUUCCUCCAGGUGUCAUGCUGGAUGGUAACUGGAGAGCGCCAAUCCGCAACAAUACGUGGCCUAUACCUGAAAACGAUACUAAGACAAGACAUUGGCUUCUUUGAUACGGAAACAACCACCGGAGAAGUCAUCGGAAGAAUGUCUGGAGACACAAUUCUGAUUCAAGACGCAAUGGGAGAGAAGGUUGGGAAGUUUCUACAACUAGUAGCAACGUUCUUUGGAGGAUUCGCGAUUGCCUUUAUAAAAGGACCGGAACUAGCUGCCGUUCUUCUUGGUUGCAUACCUCUCAUUGUGAUUGCUGGUGGUGCAAUGUCUCUCAUCAUGUCUAAAAUGGCUGGUCGUGGUCAAGUGGCCUAUGCAGAAGCUGGAAACGUUGUUGAACAAACCGUUGGAGCCAUUAGAACAGUAGUAGCGUUUACGGGAGAGAAGCAAGCAACAGAGAAAUACGAAAGCAAGCUAGAGAUCGCUUACAAGACGAUGGUUACACAAGGUUUGAUCUCUGGUAUAGGCCUCGGUACAAUGCUGGCCGUGAUCUUCUGUAGCUACAGUUUAGCGGUUUGGUACGGCGCAAAGCUAAUCAUAGGGAAAGGUUACAAUGGUGGACAAGUCAUCAACGUGAUCUUCGCUGUCCUUACCGGUGGAAUGUCGUUAGGGCAAACAUCUCCGAGUCUGAAUGCUUUCGCUGCAGGACGAGCUGCUGCUUACAAAAUGUUUGAGACCAUCAGCAGAAGUCCGAAGAUCGAUGCUUACGACAUGAGCGGUUCUGUUCUUGAGGAUAUUAAAGGAGACAUUGAGCUGAAAGAUGUCUACUUUAGGUAUCCGGCUAGGCCUGACGUUCAAAUCUUCGCUGGAUUCUCGCUCUUUGUACCGAACGGCACGACCAUGGCUCUUGUGGGACAGAGUGGAAGCGGGAAGUCGACGGUUAUCAGUCUCAUCGAGAGGUUCUAUGAUCCAGAAUCAGGAGAAGUGUUGAUAGACAAUGUUAACUUGAAGAACCUUCAGCUCAAGUGGAUUAGAAGCAAAAUCGGUUUGGUUAGUCAAGAGCCUGUUCUGUUUGCGACAACAAUUAAAGAAAACAUUGCUUACGGGAAAGAAGACGCUACUGAAGAGGAGAUUCGAACCGCGAUCGAGCUUGCCAACGCUGCCAAGUUCAUUGACAAGCUCCCACAGGGCUUGGACACGAUGGUGGGAGAGCACGGGACGCAAAUGUCUGGAGGACAGAAACAGAGGCUAGCAAUCGCGAGAGCCAUUUUGAAGAACCCUAAGAUCUUGCUUCUCGAUGAAGCAACAAGUGCAUUAGACGCUGAGUCCGAACGCAUUGUCCAAGACGCCCUCGUGAACCUAAUGUCGAACCGGACCACCGUCGUGGUGGCUCACCGGUUGACAACAAUCAAAACCGCAGACGCAAUCGCAGUUGUCCACCAUGGUAAAAUCGUCGAAAAAGGGACUCACGAUGAGAUGAUACAAGAUCCAGAAGGAGCUUAUUCACAGCUGGUUCGUCUUCAAGAAGGGUCAAAGGACAAAGCUACCGAACCAGAGGUUCCUGAGACGAGCUCAGGCCUUGAGAGAUCAGGAAGCCACAGGCUAUCAUCAGCGAUGAGGAGAUCCUUUAGCCGAGACUCGUCGAGCAGCCGCCACUCUUUCUCUCUAGCUUCAAACAUCUUCAUACCAGCAGCGGUUAACGUUAACGAGACCGACGAAAACGAGCAAGAGACACGAACCGUGAGGCACAAGAAAGUGUCACUUAAACGGCUAGCUAACCUCAACAAACCGGAGCUUCCGGUACUGAUUCUUGGUUCGUUGGCUGCAAUGGCUCACGGAACGUUGUUUCCCAUCUUCGGUUUGCUGCUUUCGAGCUCCAUCAACAUGUUCUACUACCCAGCAGAGAAGUUGAAGAAAGAUUCGCGUUUCUGGGCGUUGAUCUACAUCGCUCUCGGUGUAGCUAACUUCGUCGUGAUUCCGGUUCAAAACUACUUGUUUGGUGUUGCUGGAGGGAAGCUGAUUAAACGCAUCCGGUCCAUGUCGUUUGAUAAAGUGGUUCAUCAAGAAAUCAGUUGGUUCGAUGACACUGCAAACUCCAGCGGUGCGAUUGGAGCGAGAUUGUCCACGGAUGCUACAACAGUGAGAAGUUUGGUAGGAGAUGCGUUGGCGUUGAUUGUGCAAAACAUAGCAACUGUAACCGCCGGUUUGAUAAUAGCGUUUACUGCGAAUUGGAUGCUAGCUGUCGUUAUUCUUGCCGUCUCACCGUUUAUGGUCAUGCAAGGAUAUGUUCAAACCAAGUUCCUGACCGGUUUUAGCGCGGAUGCUAAGAUGAUGUAUGAAGAAGCGAGUCAAGUGGCGAAUGAUGCAGUAAGCAGCAUAAGAACGAUUGCAUCUUUCUGCGCAGAGGACAAGGUGAUGGAUUUAUACCAACAGAAAUGCGACGGACCAAAGAAGCAAGGUGUCCGGUUAGGUCUCGUCAGUGGUGCUGGUUUCGGUUCCUCUUUCUUUGUUCUCUAUUGCACCAAUGCUUUGUGUUUCUUCAUCGGUGCCUUGUUGGUUCAACAAGGUAGAGCCACGUUCGGUGAAGUCUUCAAGGUUUUCUUUGCAUUGACCAUCACAGCCAUUGGAGUUUCUCAAACGAGUGCUAUGGCACCUGAUUCAAACAAAGCUAAGGACUCUGCAGCGUCGAUUUUCGAUAUUCUUGAUAGUAAACCGAAGAUUGAUUCCAGCUCUGAUGAAGGUACAACGUUACAAAACGUUAAUGGUGAUAUUGAAUUCCGACAUGUUAGUUUCCGGUACCCGAUGCGACCGGACGUUCAGAUUUUCCGUGACUUGUGUUUGAAUAUACCUUCCGGCAAGACCGUUGCGCUUGUUGGGGAGAGUGGAAGCGGGAAAUCAACGGUAAUAAGCAUGAUCGAGAGGUUUUAUAAUCCAGACUCAGGCAUGAUUUUGAUCGAUCAGGUGGAGAUUCAGACAUUCAAACUGAGCUGGUUAAGGCAACAGAUGGGUUUGGUUAGUCAAGAACCGGUUCUGUUCAACGAGACGAUCAGAUCAAACAUAGCUUAUGGUAAAACCGGUGGAGCUACAGAGGAAGAGAUAAUCUCAGCCGCACAAGCCGCAAACGCGCAUAACUUCAUCAGCUCGUUGCCUCAAGGCUACGAAACGUCGGUUGGAGAACGCGGCGUUCAGCUAUCCGGUGGCCAGAAGCAGAGGAUAGCGAUCGCGCGUGCGAUUUUGAAAGAUCCCAAGAUUCUGCUGCUCGAUGAAGCGACGAGCGCGUUGGACGCGGAGUCUGAGCGUGUGGUUCAAGACGCGCUUGACCGUGUUAUGGUGAACAGAACGACUGUAGUUGUGGCGCAUAGGCUGACGACGAUUAAGAACGCAGACGUGAUCGCGGUUGUGAAGAAUGGUGUUAUUGCGGAGAAGGGAAGGCAUGAGACGCUGAUGAAGAUUUCAGGUGGUGCUUAUGCUUCCCUUGUUACUCUCCACAUGACUUCAAAUUAAAUAGCCUUUUUGUUUUUAACUUGAGAUGAUUUUUGGAUAUUAUUCGUUAUUUUUCUUCCUUCUGUUUAAUAACUCAUAAGUUUGAGAUAAACAGAUAUAUUAGCCUCGUA
Molecule: messenger RNA, 4001 nt
Organism: Brassica oleracea var. oleracea
Lineage: Eukaryota; Viridiplantae; Streptophyta; Magnoliopsida; Brassicales; Brassicaceae
Product: ABC transporter B family member 9
Exons: 12
Coding region: 118-3891 (1257 amino acids)
Biological process (GO): transmembrane transport
Cellular component (GO): membrane
Molecular function (GO): ABC-type transporter activity; ATP binding; ATP hydrolysis activity
Source: RefSeq, a predicted model, not a curated record